This is a messenger RNA of Esox lucius (northern pike), 907 nucleotides long. RefSeq names its product signal recognition particle 19 (gene srp19). The record is from RefSeq and is marked provisional. Lineage: Eukaryota; Metazoa; Chordata; Actinopteri; Esociformes; Esocidae. Gene Ontology annotation, biological process: SRP-dependent cotranslational protein targeting to membrane; SRP-dependent cotranslational protein targeting to membrane, signal sequence recognition. Gene Ontology annotation, cellular component: signal recognition particle, endoplasmic reticulum targeting. Gene Ontology annotation, molecular function: 7S RNA binding.
ACGCUCGCAGACUUGAAACAAAUAUGGUUGCUUGCUGUCAAACCGUAUGGCUUUCCAUACUCUUUAGUUUAAAAUAAACGUUUUCACCAAAGAAGAGUUAACGUGAAAAUGGCUCACCUAAGUAAAAAUCCUGCCGACAAAGAAAGGUUCAUAUGCAUUUAUCCUGCAUUCAUCAAUAGUAAGAAGACUUUAGCUGAAGGUCGGCGAAUACCAACAGAAAAGGCUGUGGAAAACCCAACAUGUGCUGAGAUCCGGGAUGUCCUGACAGCUGCUGGAAUGAAUGUCUAUGUGGAGAACAAAAUGUACCCUAGAGAAUGGAACAGGGAUGUUCAGUUCAGAGGGAGAGUACGUGUGCAGCUCAAACAGGAUGAUGGAACCCUAUAUAAUGACAAAUUCCCAUCCCGCAAAGAUGUUAUGUUUUAUGUUGCUGAGACGAUCCCUAAAUUGAAAUCCAGGACUCAGAAAGGUGGCGGAGGGGACACUAGUUCACAACAAGGUGAAGGAGGUAAAAAAGGCAAGAAGAAGAAGAAGUAAUUCUGCUCAGUGUUUGCUUAUUGACAGCUUAAGGCUGAUAUUUAAUUUGAACCGUUUGAAGAACAUUAAUUUUCCAAAUUGCAGCUAUAUAUACCCAGAUAAAUCCCUGGCCCAGUCAAUAUUAUAUACUGCUUUUUUCAGUAAAUUAUGUUGCCCCAGACAUCCGCUUGUGUGCCAUGAACUGGAUAUGUUUAAUAUAUUAUUAACUGAAUGAAAUGUUUUGUGUUUUGACUUUUUUUGAUUUUGUAUUUUUAAAUCUGUUGCUGGAAUUUUUUGGAUGAUUAUGUUGUGUUGCACUGGGCAAGAGACUAGUACUCUAAUGCUAUGAAUUAUGUUUCUGGUUUGGGAUGCUUGAAAGUAAAAAUAGAUUUUC